AUGAGCAGUCCAAGAUCCUCCGAACAUGCCGAAGGUGGUCAUCCCGAGAACGACUCCAAUGCCGAAGACAACGAUCACGCCGUAUUUGAGCUAGAUUUUACAGAGGGUGAAGACGACGACGAUGACGAAAUAGAUGAAGAUGACAUGGCGCACGAUUUAUUUGAGGAAGAGGAUGAGUUUCACGAUGCUGAAGAGAGACACAUUCAAUUCUUGGUCCAGGAGGAUGAUGAUGAUGAUGAUGACGACGACGACGACGACUAUGAGGAUGGCAACGAAGAAGGGUCGCAAUCACCUAGUACUGGGCAGACUGCCGUACAACAACGUCUAAUUAACCUAAUAAGUAGUCGUCGCACUGGUUUAUUAUCGCAACGUCAGGUCUUAGACUUCCUCCGAAGAUCGAACCUUGGACACCUUGUAUUCGGCGAAGAUGAUGACGAGGACGAAGGAUAUCGGAGACGGAGGCGCGAAUUAGACCCGGACAGAUUUCCUAAGAUUCCAAGCGAUAAAGGAAGAGAGUUGAUGGAUUCCGGUACUUUUGGUGUCAACGACAUAUAUACACCUAUUCUUGCAAAGAAACAGCUAGCUCGCCGGAUAUUGGACCGUGAAUUAGGCAUAGGGAACAGAUCAUCUCGUCAAAUCAACCAAGGCUUGAUGGCCCAGUCUAUGAUUCCUAGCUCGGAUGCUGAGAUGGUAAUCAAUUACGAUGACAAUGUCUAUUCUGGCCAAUUCUCGGACGAUGGUAAUUUCUUUUUUGCAUGUGUGAAGGAUAUGAAGGUCCGGAUGUACGACACUUCUAAUCCUUACAAUUGGCGGCAUUACAAGACAGUACCCUUCACAUUCGGAUCUUGGACAUUGACGGAUGCAUCAUUGAGUCCCGACAAUAAGUGGCUAGCGUACACUUCUAUCCAAAGCAAUGUCUGUCUGGCGCCAACAGAUCCUAACGAUACCGGAGAUCCCUAUAUGUUAAAUUUAUCAUCAUCCGGGAGAGUAGGGUGGCACGGUGACUUCGGUAUCUUUUCGAUUCGAUUUUCUGGUGAUGGGCGGGAGCUUGUUGCGGGAACGAACAAAAAAUCUAUAGUGGUCUAUGACAUUGAGUCCCGGACAGUAUUGCAUUCGAUCGAAGGGCAUGAUGACGAUGUCAAUGCUGUGUGCUUCGCUGAUAAGUCCUCGCCACACAUUCUUUAUUCGGGAAGCGAUGACACCACGAUCAAGGUGUGGGAUAGGCGGAGUAUGGGUGAUGGGCGUGAGGCCGGCGCAUUCGUUGGCCACAUCGAAGGCCUUACGUACAUUGAUAGUAAGAACGACGGAAGGUAUCUGAUAAGCAACGGAAAGGAUCAGAGUAUGAAACUAUGGGAUCUCAAGAUGAUGUAUACGACGGCAAAAUUUCAAGAGUUGAACCCGCGGCGCCACACUCGGUAUAGCGAAUUCGAUUAUCGAUGGGGACAGUUUGAUGACGCAGACUGGUUCCCACACCCAGAUGACAACUCACUCGUCACGUUCCGUGGGCACAAGGUUCUCCGGACACUGAUCCGAUGUCACUUUUCACCCCCUGGAAGCACCAACUCCCGAUACGUGUAUUCGGGUAGCCACGAUGGCAAGGUGUAUAUCUACAAUAUGGAUGCAACGAUCGCUGCAGUCGUCGACGUAAAACAGUCGACAUCUCAAGCUCGGGCUUUACCACAAGAAGGUGGUUCGUUCCGCCAAUUUUAUAACGGUGGACUACCUGGAUGGUCUACAGUUGUGAGGGAUGCGAGUUGGCACCCCAACGCUCCAUUCAUUGCCGCUUCGUCGCUUAAUGGUUGGGAUGAUGCUAUGGGCACGGUCUCGUUGCACUCCUAUAACGAAUCCUCCUUUGACGAGGGAGAACCUCGGAUGGGCGCUGGCUAUGACGAAAAGCUUAGGCCGAUGAGCAUCAGCCGUACUAUCGCCCGGUAUGGCUUAGACCCUGAAGAUGAUGACGAUGAAGACGACGACGAUACUUUUACUUGA
Messenger RNA from Annulohypoxylon maeteangense, 1989 nucleotides. Its product is annotated as WD40 repeat-like protein. Gene Ontology annotation, molecular function: protein binding. Gene Ontology annotation, biological process: proteasome-mediated ubiquitin-dependent protein catabolic process. The coding region runs from base 1 to 1989 and encodes 662 amino acids. Gene Ontology annotation, cellular component: Cul4-RING E3 ubiquitin ligase complex. Lineage: Eukaryota; Fungi; Ascomycota; Sordariomycetes; Xylariales; Hypoxylaceae. The transcript has 4 exons. The record is from RefSeq and is a predicted model, not a curated record.